AUGGUAGAGCAACCCGCAAACGUGGAUGCCGCCGUGAAUACCCCAGUUGUGGUUGAUCCAAACGAUGAUGGAACAGUCGCCCAGGAACUGGAAUUAGAGCAUAUGAGGAGUACAUUGGAAGAGGCGAUUGUGGAAACGUGCAGUACGCCUCUCGAAAAUCGACCGCGACUUUCCCGCAUAGCCCUAAGCAAGCGGAAUCGGGCUGUCGUGAGGGCUCUGAACCCAAUGCUGGUGACCUAUUUGGAAGCCAGCCGGGACCUUUGCGAGACGGACUCAAUUCUUUUUGGCGCCGCGCUGGCAGUCUGCCGUAUCAUAGGCGCCAAGGUUUCCACGGCUGGACGCGCUACUGGCCAUAGUAGCGCUAUCCCAGCAUGGAGAAGAAGAAUUGAGGAAAGUAUCGCAAAGGCUAGAGCUCUCAUCGGCAGACUGAUAUGCUUCAGAUCAGGCAACAACAGGCCAAGAUUUGGGCGCACCGUCAGGAUGGCGUUUGCUGGGGCAAAUGUCAGUUUGUCCCAGCCGGAUAUAACGCAAAAACUGACGGAGCGCAUAGAUGAUCUGAAGCAGAGAAUCGCUGCUUGGGGAAAACGGAUUCGGCGAUAUACCGAGAGGUCGACACGGUUCAACCAGAAUCAUCUCUUCCAGAGUGAUCAGAAGAGGCUCUAUGAAUCAUUGGAGCGACCAAUGGUAAGUGGAACGGGUCCAGCGCCAAAUCAGGCCGACACGGUCGCAUUCUGGCGCAGCUUGUGA
This is a messenger RNA of Parnassius apollo (apollo), 747 nucleotides long. The record is from the annotation of a GenBank genome assembly. Lineage: Eukaryota; Metazoa; Arthropoda; Insecta; Lepidoptera; Papilionidae.